Acanthisitta chloris (rifleman) is the source of this 3154-nucleotide messenger RNA. RefSeq names its product SLIT and NTRK-like family, member 6 (gene SLITRK6). Lineage: Eukaryota; Metazoa; Chordata; Aves; Passeriformes; Acanthisittidae. The record is from RefSeq and is a predicted model, not a curated record. Gene Ontology annotation, molecular function: protein binding. Bases 555 to 3032 code for a protein of 825 amino acids. Gene Ontology annotation, biological process: positive regulation of synapse assembly; regulation of presynapse assembly; axonogenesis. The transcript has 3 exons. Gene Ontology annotation, cellular component: membrane.
GUGGGGAAGGGCUUAAAGGCUGAGUCAAAAGCCAAGAAGUCUCUUUAUUUACGCCUACCUCCCAGCCCCUGGCAAUCUGACUAAUAACAAACUGAGCUAACAAGAAAGACUAGAAAGAGUAGAGAGAACACAGGAGCAGCUUGCAUCUAAAAAUCUGACAAACCUAGUGAUCAAGUCAAGCUCUGCUGAGCAUGUUGUUUGUUUACUGCAUCCAAAUGCUUGCAAACAGUUAACUAUAUGCAGAAAAGUCAGCCUAGCUGUGAAGUAUGCUGUGAAUUUUAAUUGAGGAAAAAGGACAACUGCUUACAGGAUGGUCUGAUGUGCACGGCUGCCUGGAAGAUUUUUUCAAUUGAAUGCUUUGUACUUGGUCUUCUGAACAAGGAUUUUAACUUUAUGGAGCUGUAGUAUUACCAGAGCUUGCAGCGAAGUGAAACACAGAAGAAAGUGUACAUUUUUCACAGGGAAAAAUUGCAUUGCAUCGAAACAUCUGCUCCAACUGUGCAUUGCUGAGUGUUUCAGGGAGUGUUACUGCUGUACAGAUUCUGCUGGACAAGAUGAAGCUUUGGAUUUUCAUUCUAUAUUCAGUUAUGGUUGCAUCUGAUCCUUUCCAGUCACAGCCUUCUUUUUCUUCAGCCAGAGGAUCUUGUCAGAGUUUGUGUUCCUGUGAAGAAAAGGAUGAUACCAUGAUUAUAAACUGUGAAGAAAGAGGCAUCAAGAUGGUAUCAGAAAUAAAUGUCCCACCAUCAAGGCCUUUCCAUCUUAAUCUGUUAAACAAUGGUCUGAGUAUGUUACAUGUGAAUGAUUUUGCUGGCCUUGUUAAUGCUAUCUCUCUACAUCUUGGUUUUAACAAUAUUGCAGAUAUUGAGCCUGGGGCUUUCAAUGGUCUCAGCCUUCUUAAGCAACUUCAUAUCAAUCACAAUUCUUUAGAAACACUUAAAGAAGAUACAUUUAAUGGAUUGGAAAAUUUGGAGUUUCUUCAAGCAGACAACAAUUUCAUCACAGUGAUUGAAGCAAGUGCCUUUAGCAAGCUCAACAGGCUUAAAGUGCUUAUUUUGAAUGAUAAUGCCAUUGAGUAUCUUCCUCCAAACGUAUUUCGGUUUGUGCCAUUGACCCAUUUAGAUCUGCGUGGAAACCAGUUACAGACACUGCCCUAUGUUGGCUUUUUGGAACACAUUGGUAGAAUACUAGACCUUCAGUUGGAAGACAAUAAAUGGGCCUGUAACUGUGAUUUAUUGCAGCUGAAGAUAUGGCUAGAAAACAUGCCUCCUCAGUCAAUAAUAGGUGAUGUUGUAUGCAAUAGUCCUCCAGUUAUCAAAGGCAGCAUCUUAAGCCGGUUGAAAAAAGAAUCACUAUGUCCCACUCAUCCUGUCAAUGAACUUGAAGAUCCUUCAGGGUCACUGCCCUUGGUCGUAACCACUUCUGUCAGUGAUAGUCACCUAUCGACUAAGGUGAUUCCUCUCCUGAAAGCUCCUACUAAAGAACCAAUUUUAGUGCUUCAUACUUCAAAGCCUACUACACAGUUUCCAGGAAUCUAUUGUCCCAUCCCCUGUCACUGCACCAGCCAUAUGCUCUCAGGAGUUCUUAUGCACUGCCAGGAGCGAAAUAUUGAAAGUUUGUCUGAUUUAGGACCCCCUCCUCCAAAUCCUAAAAAGCUUAUUCUAGCUGGAAACAUUAUUCAGACAUUACUGAAAUCAGAUCUUGUGGACUAUGCCAGCCUGGAAAUGCUUCACCUGGGGAACAAUCGCAUUGAAAUACUUGAGGAAGGUUCCUUUAUGAACCUGACUAGACUGCAGAAAUUGUAUCUCAAUGGGAAUCACCUUACAAAGCUAAGUCAAAAUCUGUUCCUUGGCCUUCAGCACCUUGAGUACUUGUACCUUGAAUAUAAUGCCAUCAAAGAAGUUUUGCCAGGGACAUUUAAUGCAAUGCCAAAACUGAAAGUUCUCUACUUAAAUAACAACCUUUUGCAGGCUUUGCCACCCCAUAUCUUUUCAGGUGUUCCUCUCACUAGAUUAAAUCUGAAAACAAACCAGUUUGCUCAUUUGCCUGUGAGCAAUGUCUUGGAUGAACUGGAUAGGCUGGUACAAAUUGAACUUGAAGACAACCCCUGGGACUGUACUUGCGAUUCAGUUGGGCUGCAAAAAUGGAUACAAAAACUGAGUAAGAAUGCCAUGAUGGGUGAUAUUUUUUGUAAAUCUCCAGGACACCUAGCAAAAAAAGAAUUAAAAUCCCUAAACAGUGAAGUUUUGUGUCCAGGUUUAAUAAACAGCCCUGCCCUACCAACUCAUGCCAGUUUUGUAGUUGUAACAACUUCUUCUCCUACUGCCAAUACCGCAGACACCAUCCUGCGGUCCCUUACAGAUGCUGUCCCACUUUCUGUUCUAAUAUUAGGACUGCUUAUUGUGUUUAUAACUAUUGUAUUUUGUGCAAAACAAGCAGAUGAACAAAUGAGGGAUAGUAGCCCAGUCCACCUUCAGUACAGCAUGUACGGACAUAAGACAACGCACCACACAACAGAGCGCCCAGCUGCAACCCUCUAUGAGCAACGGAUAGUUACUCCCAUGGUUCAGGUCUACCGCAGCCCAUCCUUCAGCCCUAAGCAUACCGAGCAACAACAGGAGGAGGGAAGUGAAAAGGAAGCUAAUGAUUCCAAAUAUCUCUGCCGAAGCCUCCUGGAAAGAGAGAACAGUUCACCACUUACAGGUCCAAAUGUCAAAUAUAAGGCUACAGAUCAAUCUGCUGAAUUUCUGUCUUUUCAGGAUGCUAGCUGCUUGUAUAGAAACAUUCUUGAAAAAGAGAGAGAACUGCAGCAACUAGGGAUCACAGAGUACCUAAGAAAAAAUAUUGUCCAGCUCCAGCCUGACAUGGAAGUUCAUUAUCCUGGAACACAUGAAGAGCUGAAAUUGAUGGAGACACUCAUGUACUCCAGGCCAAGAAAGGUUUUUUUAGAACAAACUAAAAAUGAGUAUUUUGAACUCAAGGCUAAUUUACAUGCUGAGCCUGACUAUCUGGAAGUCCUGGAGCAGCAAACAUGAAGUGAUAAUACAUUGUGCUGGGGCUGAGUUUCUGUAAUUCUAUUUUAGGUUGCAACCGUUGUAAAUAAAAGUGCCUUAUAAUAACAUGUCAACAGUCAGAACUUAAGCACAGCAGUAAUCCU